Molecule: messenger RNA, 642 nt
Organism: Necator americanus (New World hookworm)
Lineage: Eukaryota; Metazoa; Nematoda; Chromadorea; Rhabditida; Ancylostomatidae
Exons: 3
Coding region: 1-642 (213 amino acids)
Source: RefSeq, a predicted model, not a curated record
AUGCGCAAUUCCACGGAUCUCUCAUUAGAGGGAUCACAGCCGGCUAGUCGCGAGGCUAUAGCCGCGGAUGGACUUCCUGUUUCUGCUGAAUCAGGACUGACUCAAGAUAUUCUUGUGUCCCGCACGUCGGUCCGGCCAAAAACCUGCAAUCAAGGGACUGGGAGGUGCAAGGGAGGCGGUUUGGAGUCGCCUCCAACAAAUAAGCUCCAUAUGUCCACUCUGAGAGCACAAACGUUAUCCCCUAAACAGAAAGCCUGGUACGGUGGCGCCAGGAAAGACGGAGAUGUAGGAGUCAUAGGCCACCGAAACGGAAAAGGACAAGGAUGGCGAUCUGUAUUUAUAACGCACGUACGAGACCGAGACGAGACGAAGCCAUUUUCUUAUGAAAGUGGAGAAGAGCUGCUCAUAGGAACACGCGACAGUAGAGCUGUAGAUGGAGCUGGCGUUUUCGUCAACAGGAGUGUGGCAAAGAACAUCGACUCUUUCGAACUCACGACCCAAAUCGGACGUUUGUGGAUGAGAAGAUGUGGUUUAACGCCACCUUUGACAAUCUUCGUCGCUUAUGCUCCAACAUCAAGCUACGAAGAAGAAGCUUGCUACAUGGACCCGGAGAUAUUCUACAGAGAGGAUCAUACCUUCUAG